CCCCUAGUUAUCACUCUCUCUUUCCCACACAUAUACUCACUCUACUAAAUUACUUUUAUCUAAUCUCCAUUGAUUCAUUUCUCAAACACAAACUUUCAUCUUCUUAUUAUCUCUCUUGAAUCUUCAUAUCUCUAUCUUUCUUCCAUCAAAAUGGAUACCCUAGUGAAGUUAUUUCCAAUAACUUGUAAAAAAGCAAUUUUUUUUGCCAUAUUUCUUGGUUUCAUUUUAACUAAUCCAUUAAAGGGAGCAAAAACCUCUGCUUCCUCUUCCUCUGAUCAACAUGAUUUCACAUACUUCAAAUCCAUUACUUUAUUAAAAAAUCCCAAUAAUAUGGUCCUUCAAAACCAAACAAGAACAUCAAAACUCAAACUUUUUACCUCCUCGGACUGCUCAAUUUGGACAAAAGAAUGCUCAAAUGAAAUUCUGAAAAUUGCCCAGAAGAAAGAGCAUGUGAAAUGGAUAAAAUCAGUGAGGAGAAAAAUACAUGAAUACCCUGAACUUGCUUUUGAAGAAUAUGAAACUAGUGAACUGGUUCGUCAAGAACUUGAGAAAAUGGAGAUUCCUUAUCAGUUUCCGUUAGCUACUACCGGAAUUCGAGCCAUGAUCGGCUCCGGCCAGCCGCCGUUUGUUGCUCUCAGAGCUGAUAUGGAUGCCCUUCCAAUUCAGGAAGCUGUUGAAUGGGAGCACAAGAGCAAAAUUGCGGGCAAAAUGCACGCUUGUGGUCACGACGCUCAUGUGGCUAUGCUCAUAGGUGCAGCCAAGAUUUUAAAGGCUCGUGAGAAGAACUUAAAGGGGACAGUGAUUCUAAUAUUUCAGCCAGCAGAGGAAGCAGGGAAUGGAGCAAAAAGGAUGAUAAAAAAUGGAGCUUUAGAAAAUGUAGAGGCUAUAUUUGCUGUUCAUGUUUCACAUCAGCAUCCAACUGGUGUAAUUGGUUCAAGACCUGGGCCUCUUCUUGCUGGAUGUGGCUUUUUUAGAGCUGUCAUUAGUGGUAAGACAGGCCAAGCAAGCAAUCCCCACCACUCUAUUGACCCUGUACUUGCUGCUUCUGCUGCUGUUAUCAGCUUGCAAAGUAUUGUUUCUCGCGAAUCCAAUCCCUUGGAUUCUCAGGUGGUGUCGGUGACAUCGUUCAAUGCCGGAGAUAAGUUUGAUGUGAUACCAGAAGCAGUUACUCUCAGUGGUACUUUCAGGGCUUUCUCCAGCACCAACUUUUAUCAGCUUCUUAGAAGAAUAAGAGAGGUAUUCACAGAACAAGCUAGUGUGUUCAGAUGCAGUGCAACAGUGGAGUUUUUCGAAGACAAGGACACAAUCUAUCCUCCGACAGUGAACGACGACAGAAUGUACGAACAUGUGAAGAAGGUCGCCGGUGAUUUGGUUGGUCCGACGAACUUUAAGGUAGUUCCACCGAUGAUGGGAGCCGAGGACUUCUCCUUCUACUCUGAACUGAUACCUGCAGCAUUCUUCUAUAUAGGGAUAAGGAAUGAGACAUUAGGAUCAUAUCACACAGGACACUCUCCUCAUUUCAUGAUUGAUGAAGAUGUAUUGCCUAUUGGUGCAGCAACUCAUGCUGCAAUUGCGGAAAGAUACCUUUAUGAGUAUGGAUCUUGAUAGUUAAACUUCAUUUUGAAGUGAAAUAGGAAUUUUGUUUUAUGCAAUUCUUCUUUUUUUUCACCUUUUUUUUCUUCGACUUCUACCUAGCAUGCCAACCUAUGUUAUGAUUAACUACUAAGAGUCCCAUCGAGAAUGGUUGUACUAUUUUUUUUCUUAAAUGUUUUUUCAUGAGGUUGGUCACAUGAAUUAUGGAGAAAAGAAGAUAUAUGAUAUUAUAAAGUUCUUUUGCUAGAA
Nicotiana tabacum (common tobacco) is the source of this 1842-nucleotide messenger RNA. Its product is annotated as IAA-amino acid hydrolase ILR1-like 6. Gene Ontology annotation, biological process: auxin metabolic process; jasmonic acid metabolic process. NCBI's taxonomy places the organism in Eukaryota, Viridiplantae, Streptophyta, Magnoliopsida, Solanales, Solanaceae. The record is from RefSeq and is a predicted model, not a curated record. Gene Ontology annotation, molecular function: hydrolase activity.